This is a messenger RNA of Diachasmimorpha longicaudata, 1710 nucleotides long. RefSeq lists its product as uncharacterized. The transcript has 4 exons. Lineage: Eukaryota; Metazoa; Arthropoda; Insecta; Hymenoptera; Braconidae. Bases 311 to 1486 code for a protein of 391 amino acids. The record is from RefSeq and is a predicted model, not a curated record. Gene Ontology annotation, molecular function: actin binding.
GUUCCUCGAAAAUGAUGCAGUGUCGUGGGACCGUGAGUGAGUGAGAAGAGGACGUGAGAUCACCAUUAAAAGCCUUGUGAGUCGAUUGUUUGCCGUUUCUACCCAAUUUUCAUAGUAAUUUUCCUCCUUCCAAUGGAAAGAGAAUAAAAAAGUCACCAUUGAAGACAUCAAUGUUACACUAACGGGUGUUGAUUGUCGAGAAGAACGUGAGAAUGCCCAAACAUUGGGCAAUUUGAGGUAUCGCAAUUGCUCCAAUUUCUCCCUCAAGAGGGAAUUGAAACACUGCAGGAGAGAUUCAACAUAAUAAACAAUGUCGGCCCCACCACCCCCACCGCCACCAGCAUUUAACAUCAGCAGCGUAUCCAGCGCUGAUCCACAGGGUAGAAAUCAAUUACUGCAGUCAAUUAGAGCUGGAAAGCAGCUGAAAAAAACGGUCACUGUUGAUAAGAGUGCACCAGCAAUCUCAGGAAAAGUAAAAAAUGGCUUGAGUCCGAAUUCUCCAGCAUCUCCGAGUGUCCCCUCGAGUACCAAUAGUACGAUCACAAGUGGCCCAAUGGCUUUAGGUGGACUAUUCGCCGGAGGGAUGCCAAAACUGAAGCCCACCGGCUUGAGAACAGCAAUAGUCGAGAAAGAAGUCUCCUCGCCCCCGGCUACCCACUCCUCAGGAACGAUGAAGCGGGGCCCACCCCCAGUACCUCCCCCAGCGGCGCAAAAGCCACAAAUGCAGACUGAAAGUCCCCCAGAGCCAUCGAAAGGCUUUGGAAAACCAACCCUGGCGCCAAAGCCCCCUGGACCUCCCCCAGCCAUCAUCUCGGGCUCCUCGACCCUCCAGAAGCCUUGCCCACCACCAAAAAAGCUAGAUUUACUUCGCAGCGGUGGUGUAUCGAGGGCUCAAAGCAUGCGACUGCCCCGCUCACCCCCUGUCCUGGCUCCAAACUCAUCAUCACUCCACCAAUCUCAGGACUGUCUCAACGAGACCCACCAGAGGCCCAUAAACAGAGUCCUGAGACCACCAGUGGCACGACCGCCCUCACCUCCGAUUUCCAGAAACCCCAGUGGAUCCUUAGGGCCGACAAUGCGCGCAGCACCACCUCCACCGUCGAGAACCACCGUGACAGCCCCUAGUAUGCCACCACCGCCCCCACCACCCCCCCAUCGUUCCAUUGUGACUCAUCAGAGAAUAGCUCCUCAACCACCACCCACACCACCAACUCGGAACCUAUCGUUAUCAAAUGGUCAGAGCUCAGCGACAAGUAGUCAAGACCUUGAAGCAAGAUUUAUCGAUCAAUUUCACUCCAUAUCGACAUUCCCGUCACCAGAGCCAUUUCGAGGUGUACAAAAAUUCUACAAUAGUAAAAAUGCAGCAAAGCAACAAGCACCGGCACCACCUCUGCAAUCGAGUCCCACACCCAGUACCAUGGUUCAAUUGAACGCUUCAGCUGGUGGUAGACAGUGGCAACACAAUGCAGCAUCCUCGGCGUGUUGAUAAAUUGUUCAUUAAUCAUUAAAUCGAUAGUUACGCGAUGGGACUGUUAUUUUGUAAAUAACAUUAAUUUCCACUGAUAUUGCUGCAAAUAAAGCUCAACAUCGAUGAUUUAUGAGGAGCCGUUGAGUUUAUGCAUUAAUGGCCAAAUGUAUAAUUUAUAAAUAUAAAUAGUCAUUUAGAACGACCAGUAAAAUUGUAAUACUAUUAAACAGAUCAUAAUUACA